Mus musculus (house mouse) is the source of this 5706-nucleotide messenger RNA. RefSeq names its product mediator complex subunit 20 (gene Med20). The transcript is spliced from 3 exons. Gene Ontology annotation, cellular component: protein-containing complex; core mediator complex; nucleus. Gene Ontology annotation, molecular function: transcription coregulator activity. Bases 95 to 532 code for a protein of 145 amino acids. Gene Ontology annotation, biological process: regulation of transcription by RNA polymerase II. Lineage: Eukaryota; Metazoa; Chordata; Mammalia; Rodentia; Muridae. The record is from RefSeq and is marked validated.
GACUGCUUCCUGUGUUUAGGGGGCCGCCGUUCGCGUGAAGGUCUGGAGUCUCUGAGUUCGAGGGUUUGGAGGCGCCACCUUUUGAUCCUUCGCUAUGGGAGUGACGUGUGUGUCCCAGAUGCCUGUGGCUGAGGGCAAGAGUCUCCAGCAGACAGUGGAGCUCCUCACCAAGAAACUGGAGAUGCUUGGAGCAGAGAAACAAGGGACAUUUUGUGUGGACUGUGAGACUUACCACACAGCUGCCUCUACCCUGGGCAGCCAAGGCCAGGCUGGGAAGCUGAUGUACGUGAUGCAUAACUCUGAGUACCCACUGAGCUGCUUUGCCCUCUUUGAGAAUGGCCCUUGCCUCAUUGCUGACACCAACUUCGAUGUGCUUAUGGUGAAGCUCAAGGGCUUCUUCCAGAGUGCCAAGGCCAGCAAGAUUGAGACCCGGGGCACUCGCUACCAGUAUUGUGACUUCCUGGUGAAGGUGGGCACGGUCACAAUGGGGCCCAGUGCCCGUGGCAUCUCUGUGGAGGUAAGACCUUGGUGAAGGACAAGCAGGAUAUGCUGUGGGCUCCACAGUAAGGAUUCUGGAAGCUUUCCCAGCCCCACUUAGUUCAGGUAGACUCAGACAGUAUCGUCCCAUGCUCCACUGCAGGGGUCCUUUUUUGGUGGCUGAUUUUUUUGCCCGGUGGGAGGGCUGGAGGUGGUGAUUCAUGUCUCAUGCCUUGGACUUACUAUGUAGCCAAGGAUGACAAACUUAAUGUUGCUCUCUUCUGUCCCCGAGUGCUGAGAUUGCAGCAGUGUGCCACUCUCCCCCGCUUCUUUCUUAGGUUAUGCAUUUAUUUAGACAGUUUCAUUUGGCUUGGACUCUCAUUCUUUGUUUGUUUGUUUGUUGUUGUUGUUGUUGUUUGGACUCUUCAUUCUUAUGUCUUCAUAUGUUUCACCUUGCCUGGUUUGUGUGGUGCCUGAGAUGCAGAACAGACCUUGUGCUUGCUAGGCAAGUACUGUACCAACAAAAUGCUAUAUCCUCAGCUCAAAAAAAGAAACAGAACCCUGUCCCAAAACAACAACAACAACAACAAAAAGAAACAGAAACAUAUAUGUAUAUGCAUGCAUGGGGUUAUAGGAGCUUUCUUUAGGAGAUUUUUUUUUUUUUAGAUUUUUUUUUUCUGAAUAUUGGGUAUUUUGCUUGCAUGUAUGACUCUGUAAUACAUGUGUACAGUGCUCACAGAGGCUAAAAGAGGGCAUCUGAUGCCUUAGAAUUGGAGUCAAGGACUUUUUAAAGUUGUUAGUCCAUAUGGGUGCUAGGAACCAACCCCAGGUCCUAAGAGCAGCAAGUGAUCUUAACUUUUGGGCCAUCUGUCCAGCACUGCUCUAGGGUUCUUCUAUCUUUUCUUUAGUCAUUCACUCUCUAACCCAGAAUUGAAGUGGGUUCGCAGCAAGUAAAAAGCUUAGAGAUGCUCACUUGCUGGAAACUGAAGGCAUAGGCAAGGAGAGGAGGGGAGUGAAGAUAUAGAGACCAGCACCCUUUCCAGGAAGGGCUGGAGUACCAGCUCUCUGAGGGUGGUCUGAGGUGGGCUGUCAGUCAUGUGCCCAUGUGUCCCUCCUUAGUAUAUGUUAUGAGUGGUCUCCAGAGCUGUGGAACAAACUCUACUUUUCCCUUUGGCAUCUGUCCACUUUCACGGUGGCCAAGAAUGUGUGUAGAAGAUGCCUUUGUCAAAAAAAUGAUUACACUUGCUUAUGGUGGGCGUAGAUGUAAAUGCGCCAUAGCACACUGACAGAGAUCAGAGCAUCCCGUUCUCUCUUCCUACCAUGUGGGUCCUAGGGAUUGAACUCAGGCUAGCCGGCUGGGUAGCGAGCAUCAUGACUGGCUGAUGGCCUGCAACAUUGAACCUAAAUAUGUGGUAUUGAAAAUGACAUAUGGAGAGAUAGCUUUAGAGUGAAAAUCCAUAGCCUUCCAUGUGUCCCGCAUGGACUGAGAUUUUAGAAACAAUAAAACAAGAUAGAAGCCUGCAGGGCCUCCCUUUUGAAAAUGUAUCAUUUAGUAAGCAAGCGAAGCUGAAACACAAACUUUUUUUUAAGAGUAUGUAAAGUUUAUAACUGUUCAAGUAUAGUUUCUUUUGUAAAAAGUGCUACAAUAACAAACUACAUUUAAAAAGAGUUCUUAGUAGGGAAACAGUAAGUUCUAUGAGAACACAGACUAGCACAGCACAGGCUAACACUUUGUGCCUGGCUGGACAUUAGAGGUUAAAGGUCCUGGGAGGGAGCUCCAUCCUCAACUUGGAAGGCGAAGCCUUCAGGGGGAGUUUCUGGCACCACAUUUUGGUCUUCCUCCGCUGAGAAGUACUUCUCCAUUAAGUUCAAUGAGGCUUUGUAGACAGACUCCUUUUCAUGGCUUUGUAGUGCUUCAAUUUUAUCCAAGGCUCCAUACUCUUCAAUCAUUAUACUGAGCUUUUCUGUCUCACCUAGUUUCUCGGCAGCCUGAAAGAUAUUUGAAAUGGCAUCAAGAAUAACCUGAAUAAUCUUGGUAUCUUUUGCACUUAAGAGGUUCAUCAAAGGUUCUGUUAUCCCACAAUGAACGAGAUACACAAUCUGCUCAACAGUCCCACCGCUGGUAGAGUUGGUUAUAGCCCAUGGCCUCCUUCUGUGUCUUAAAGUCUGCCUUAGAGAGGACACCAACAAGAAAGGGGACUAGGCCGUGAUUCACUACUUGCUGUAUCUGGUUCCUGGUGUCCAGCUGUAAUGUAAUGUAAUGGUCCAUGUGGCCUCCUUCUGAAUAUUAGUUUUGGGGUUUGUUAGCAGGCUGGGAAAGACUGCAAGUGCUCCUGCAUCUAUCACUUUCUGAGUCUGCUCAUCUGUUCCAGUGACAGUAUUCCCUUUGGGUCUUAGAGCGGGAGUCACAGUGGGCAGUUCAGUGGCUCCUAGAAGCUUCACAAGUUGGGGAACAACUCCUUUCUUCACAACCAUCUCAAUGCGCUGCUUUGGACCAUCAGUCAGGGAGGAAAUGGCCCAGCAGGAAUCUGCUAGUACUUCUGGGUCAUGGUGGUGCAGGAGUUGAACUAAAGUAGGAAGAAUCUGCUCAAUGGCGUCUAAGGGAGGCGCAGGGUUCUUGUUUCGAUAGAGGUUUGAAAGCCUCCAGGUAAGAUUAAGUGACCACAUGCCAAGGAUGACAGAUCGGGAACUGCAAGAAGUGCCAACAGUGGGUCAAUCGCACCGUGUUUGAUAACUAAGUCUCAGAAAGCUGACCCAUCACCUGCAAUGUUUCCAAGAGCCCAUACAGCUGCUCGCUGAUGUGAGCAUGGGGAGAUGCCAAGAGAGAAAGAAACGCUGGGAUAGCACCUCCAUCCACCACAGCUUUGGUCUGUUCAGAUGUUCCAGAAGCAAUGUUGGUGAGUGUCCAAGCAGACUCAAACUGAAUGGGACUACAAUCAGUUUUGCCCAAGAAGGACACAAGUUUUGGGAUCAAACCAGCCCGGAUGAUGUUGUCUAUAGGAGGCUGUUUCUCUCUAGAAAGCAAUUUCCAGGCAGCUUGAGUAGCUUAGAGCUGGCUUUCCAAAUUGUUACUGUUUAUGCCUUUAACAGUGUCCUCACAGACCAAUUUACAGUCCCCUGGUUGUUCGGGUUUUCCUGGUGCAGAGAAGGAAAGGAGCUGAUGUUUCUCCUUUUCAGCAUCUGCUCAUCGUUUUUAGCUUUCCUGAGUUCCACAUUAACUUCUACUCGGCGGCGACGCAUUUCUGUACUGUCCUUCCCCUGUUCUUGAAUCUGUUAAGUCGGGCAGCUGGUAAGUUAGCAUUCUUGUUCCUGGACAUGACUGCAGGAACAAGGAGGAAAGCUCUACAGAUGGCUCAGACUUCCACGAAAGGCGGUGCGGGGCACUCAAGCUGCGUGUUGGCGGCUGUGGCAAUGUCUGCUACCCUUCAGCCCUCAGACUUUGUGCUGAAACACAAACUUUUGAAGUGAGUUUAGAAAGGCAUUAGGCUUAGGAAAUCAGGCUGUUGAGAGUCUUGCUGACUGUAAUGGGAACCUGUAGAGCAAUAAGGAGUCCAAGGCGGGAAGUGCUGGUGCAUGCUUACUGUCUCAGCACCUCAGAGAUGGAGGCCAGAGGAUUGUGAGGUUUAGGCUGGCUUGAGCUGCACUGUUAGAUCCUGUCACAAAGUAAAAGCCAUAGGAAGGAGCCUGGGAAGCAUCGCAGGUAGGGAAAAGGACCCUAGUGCCAGUUUCUUUUCUGCUUGGAGGCUCCCAAGCCAACACUGUAAUGGUUUCACCUUGUGACUGAAGGAUCGCAGCAGCAGCAGGAGGGAGGAAAGCAAGCUUGUCCUUGUCCUUACCCUGGCUAUCUGUUCUCUUGUCCCAGGUGGAGUAUGGCCCUUGUGUGGUGGCUAGUGACUGCUGGAGCCUCCUGCUUGAGUUCCUACAGAGUUUUCUAGGGAGCCACGCACCAGGGGCACCCACAGUAUUUGGGAACAGACACGAUGCGGUCUAUGGGCCAGCAGAUACCAUGAUACAGUACAUGGAACUCUUCAACAAGAUCCGAAAACAGCAGCAAGUGCCAGUGGCUGGGAUCCGUUAGUGACUGGCAGCUGCCCACCUGCUGAGUUGUCACCAGGGUAAUGCCCAGGCCCACGUGCUGGACUCGGUCCUGGGCCCCUGGCCCAGCUGGUUCCCAGCUGUAGCUUGUGUUCCGGGGCUUUGGACUUCCCUCCUGAGCCCAUCACAGCUGGUUUUUACUUCAUGCUUUAACUGGAUUUGGCUGGUCCUCAAGAAUGGUAACUGUGGAGAAUGGAAAAGCUGUAGGGCAAAAGGUAGGACAGGGUUGUCGCUGUUGGCACUGGAGCUGUGUGUGUCCCAGGUGCUGAGGGUUUGUUAUCGGCUGGACGCCUGUGCUGUAUGGGGCUCCCCUUCGCUUGAGGAUGCGGCUGGCCUCUCCUGGAGAUGGUUAGGUGGCAGGACUGGAUUGUUGGCUGCUAGAGUGUCGCUUUCAUUCUUUGGACACUGAUGUCUUCUCAUACUGUUUUAAAUUCUGUGACCCUGUAGGCCAGGCCGCUGUAGCAGAACCAAAAGCAGAGGACUCUUACUGCACAGUUUAUUUUUCAUUAAUAGUUCACAGGCAUUCAGUUCCCAGGGCAACAUGAACUCCACAGCGUUACCAGGAACUUGGCUUCCUAUGUCUUACUGUUCCUUAUAUCAUACUGUCCCAAAAUGCUUUCCUUCCUACAGGAUGCUCAGUAGCUCUGCACCCACAGUCCACUGAGGAGAGCGAGAUUGAGAGGGAUGGUUUUCAGAGUUGCUCAAAGCACUGUGGACACAUGUUCCUGACACUCAACACUCAGGUUUUUCAGGGUGCCUCCUAGGUUGUCUUAUCUUGCUUGAGCCUUGAAUUCACUGACACUAUUACUUACCUGCCUCACCUACUACAGAGACAUUUAACACAAAGACAGGCUCGGGAAAGCUGUUAAUCUACAAAGUGUAGGCUGUCAGUUAGGAUCCUGUCCUCAGAGCACAGCUAGGCAGACUUGCCAGCGCAUCUGGGUAGUGGCUCUGAGGUACUGGUCAUUCUUGUCUCCUAGCUUUAGCUGGCAGGACAGCUCAUCACGCCUUCCUGCUGUGGCUCAGUUAUCCGGUUGCUCCUGUUGCUUCCUCUUGCUUUGGUUGUUAGUCAUUUACUGUUGUUCCGUAAACCUGAGGUGUUUUACAUAUCGUAAUAAAGUUUUACCAGCAUUA